AUGGAUGUAGCAAACAAGAGUAUAAUUAUUUGUGAACAUGAGCACGAAAUAACACAGCAUAUUCGAGUUAAAAGACAGCAACCAGGCGGAGGGGUUGGUAACUUUGCGGAUGCUGCAAAAAUGCCGCAGAUGAAGUCGCUGCGUUUAUUCCUGCAGUUCUUCAAGAACCUCUGGUCAAACGUGUACCUUGGAGGCAGCCACCCCCUCCAUCCGAACGUCCCCAAAACCUUCGUGGAGCUGUACCAAGAGAAGGUGGAGAAGGUGUUCUUCCCGCCCGCUGGCGGUGACCCCAAUAAAAGACCUGAAACGUAGA
Messenger RNA from Aricia agestis (brown argus), 313 nucleotides. RefSeq lists its product as uncharacterized. The transcript is spliced from 3 exons. The record is from RefSeq and is a predicted model, not a curated record. NCBI's taxonomy places the organism in Eukaryota, Metazoa, Arthropoda, Insecta, Lepidoptera, Lycaenidae. The coding region runs from base 1 to 312 and encodes 103 amino acids.